CUUUAGGGGGCACCUGGAACUCUCUGGAGGACGCCUCCCAGCCUGCCCCGGAAGGUCCGGCGCGCCCGCCAGCCUGCAGAGAAGCACAGAGGCGCGCCCACAGGUCCCGGCGGUCGGUCCCUCCGGCGUCUGCCCUGGAGGUCGGUUCGUUGCACAGCUCCGCACAGCUCGAAGCCUGAGGCUGGAGCGCGCCGACGAAGCCGGAGGGCCAGGGAGCAGGAAGGCACUCGGCCUCGACCCCGGGGUGGGCUGCUUGUGCCUUGGCCAGGGCGCGCCGGGGCCCCUGGGCAGCCCUUCCCCCGGCGCGGUCGCCCGCCAGCGGGAUCAGCCCCCCCUUCGGCGGCUCGCUCCUCCCCUUGAUCCCCGCGCACCCCCUUCUCCUGCCCCAGCCACGGAGAUCACUCCGCUCGCAGCUCCGCCGAGUCGCGCCGGGCACUGCAGCGGCUGGAGCCCCCAGAGCUGCGCGCUCGCCAGGACCCAGACGGCUGCCGGAGCCCAGGCAGCCCCGAGGCAGCGACACCAUGAAUGGCUCGGGUGGCCUGGACACCGAGGACACGGGCGAGGCGGGAGGCGGGGGCAGCUGGCAGCCUGAGGCGGUCAUCGUGCCCACGCUCUUUGCGCUCAUCUUCCUCGUGGGCACCGUAGGCAACGCACUGGUGCUGGCCGUGCUGCUUCGCGGUGGCCAGGCGGUCAGCACGACCAACCUGUUCAUCCUCAACCUGGGCGUGGCCGACCUGUGUUUCAUCGUGUGCUGCGUGCCCUUCCAAGCCACCAUCUACACCCUGGACGACUGGGUGUUCGGAUCGCUGCUUUGCAAGGCGGUGCACUUCCUCAUCUUCCUCACCAUGCACGCCAGCAGCUUCACGCUGGCCGCCGUCUCCCUGGACCGGUAUCUGGCCAUCCGCUAUCCACUGCACUCCCGCGAGCUGCGCACGCCUCGCAACGCGAUGGCGGCCAUCGGUCUCGUCUGGGGGCUCUCGCUGCUCUUCUCCGGGCCGUACCUGAGUUACUAUCGCCAGUCCCGGUUAGCCAACCUGACCGUAUGCCACCCGGCGUGGAGCGCGCCGCGCCGCCGCGCCAUGGACCUCUGCACCUUCGUCGUCAGCUAUCUGCUGCCGGUCCUGGUGCUCGGCCUGACCUACGCGCGCACCUUGCGCUACCUCUGGCGCGCCGUCGACCCGGCGGCCGCCGGCUCGGGCGCCCGGCGCGCCAAGCGUAAGGUGACACGCAUGAUCAUCAUCGUGGCCGCGCUCUUCUGCCUCUGCUGGAUGCCUCACCACGCGCUGAUCCUCUGCGUGUGGUUCGGCCACUUCCCUCUUACGCGCGCCACUUACGCGCUACGCAUCCUCUCGCACCUGGUCUCCUAUGCCAACUCCUGCGUCAACCCCAUCGUCUACGCUCUCAUCUCCAAGCACUUCCGCAAGGGUUUCCGAGAGAUCUGCGCCGGCCUGCUGCGCCGCGCCCCGCGCAGAGCCUCAGGCCGCGUGUGCGUCGCGCCCCGGGGCCCCCAUGGCGGCAGCGUGCUGGAGCGUGAGUCCACUGACCUGACGCACGUGAGCGAGGCCGCCGCACUCUGCCCCUGUGCCGGCGCCUCUCCCCAGCCAGUCAUCCAGCCACGUCCCGGACCUGUGCUGGAGGGACCCAAAGGCCCCCCAAAGGCAUCUUGACAGUUAAUUUGACCUGAGGGCACUUAGUGGGUAUGCUUGGGUGUUGAAAGAUUGGAGUCAGAGGUUGCGGGAUCGUGGAGGGAAUUUCAUUUGUUAAUAAAACGCGCAAACUAUUCCAUGUGCUGUGGCGCGCUGUCUCUGCCUGUCUCAGGGGCCCCAGGCUCCGUGGUGAGAAGCCUCUGGGACUUCCCGGGGAGCUCUGGAUGGAUGAGUACAAGAGAGGGGCCUGCACCGAAGGCAGCAGAGUUAAAAUCCGCCUAGAAAUCCCUAAUGGAUACUGAGGAGCGUGUGAGGACCUAAGGCUCUUUCCACGUGGCCAUCUGGACGCCCCAGGUGUAUGUAG
Messenger RNA from Capra hircus (goat), 2010 nucleotides. It is a transcript of the gene GALR2, whose product is annotated as galanin receptor 2. Gene Ontology annotation, cellular component: membrane. Gene Ontology annotation, molecular function: galanin receptor activity. Gene Ontology annotation, biological process: positive regulation of cytosolic calcium ion concentration; adenylate cyclase-modulating G protein-coupled receptor signaling pathway; negative regulation of adenylate cyclase activity. NCBI's taxonomy places the organism in Eukaryota, Metazoa, Chordata, Mammalia, Artiodactyla, Bovidae. The record is from RefSeq and is a predicted model, not a curated record.